UCUUUUCAUCUCUUGGAUCACUUCCACUCAAAAAUAUAAACAAGAUUUGGUGUAUUUCAAUGGCCGAAACAGCACAAUGACGGACUCAGACAGACCCCACCGGACCGGAAGUUCAAGCAGCGAGCUCUUCAUCUGCUUCACCUCUCGCCUUUCAUCGUCUUCGUCCUCCAUGAAACUCUCUUCAAAGUCAAUCUUAAGCCCGGCACGCUCACGAGACCUGCCUGUGACUCUCUCCAACUCUCUCAGUCGGAGACUCAGAAGCAAUGGAAGCAUGAAAGGAGGCCAAGCGUCGCCGAUGUUCCCCACCGGCGGCAAGAAACGAGGUGGUGCAUUCGAAAACCCAGAACCCUCGUCUCCCAAAGUGACCUGCAUUGGGCAGGUUCGAGUCAAGACCAAGAAACAAGGGAAGAAGAUGCGAACCCUCUCGAGAAGGCGAAGCGGCGAGGUGAGUUUUCGGAAAUCGGAGCAGAGCCGUGAAGGGUUGAAUCAGAAUCAGACGCUGUAUAAUCAACCCAAUGUGAGUAGUCAGUUUCAUCAACAGAAUCAAGAGAGUUUGAAUCACAGAAAUCAGAGAUGGCUUCAUUUGCCAUUGACGAUUUGUGAAGCUCUGAGAGCAUUUGGGUCUGAGUUCAGCUGUCUGUUUCCGUGCCGGUCCUCGUGUUCGUCGACGAGCGAGAGGGAGAAGGAAGAGAAGGGUUCUGGAUCGAACGGCGGCGGUGGCGGUGGUCGGAGUUCUUGCGGAGCUGUGUUUGCGAGGUGGUUGGUGUCAUUACAUGAAGUUGGUGAAGGAGGAGGAAAAGGGAGGGAUAUAGAGUUGGUGGUGGGAGGAGGGGAAGAGGAGAUAACAGAGUUUAGUGAGAGAAACUCUAGGAGGUAUCAUGUGAUGGAUGAGAUUGAAAUCAGAGAUGAGAAAUGUGAAUCGAAUGGUGGUGGUAUUGUGGAGGAAGAUGAAGCGAGAGUUAGCAUUUGUGUUCCGCCCAAGAAUGCUCUGUUGUUGAUGAGAUGCAGAUCUGAUCCCAUGAGAAUUUCAGCUCUCUCUAAUCGUUUCUGGGAAUCACCUUUGCCCAAAGAUGAAGAAGAAGAAGAAGAAGAAGAAGAUGAUGAUAAAAACAAGGAUAUUAAUGGAGACGAAGAAGAACAAGUGAAUGUAGUUGAAGAAAGUGAAGUAAAAGAUAAGCUGAGAAUGGAAAUCAAAGAGGAUAUUGAAGUGUGUGAAAAGAGGGUUUCAGUUUCAGUUUCAGAUGAAGCUCAUAAAGAACCAGAAAACUUGCAAGAAACAGAGGCAGGGCUUGUAAUGGAGAUUACACAAGUAGCCGAAAAAGUAAAAGAAGAAAACCCAGAGAAUGCUAAUGAGGAAUUACAAGAACAAGUAGUUCAAGAGGUGAACCAGACAGCAGUAGAAGGAGAAAAUGAAGCAGUACCUGAUAGAACUUCCACUGAAGCUCUUCUAGAUCAAGAAACCCUAGAAAUUGAAGAAGCAAAGUUGUUGACUCUAGAAGAAGAAGAGAGAAGAGCGAGUCAGUCUACUUCAAUACUGUCAAUACAUUCAGAUUCAGAAGAUAAGGACGAAGCAGAGGUUGAGGUAUUGGUAGAAGAAGCAGAGAAGUUAACUAAAGAGACAGAGACCCAAGUGAGACUUUUGGGAGAGACACCGACCCAAGAGAGAUCUGAACCAGAGGAAGAUACCAAAGAAAACCUCGAAGACGACGAAGAAGAAACAGAAUCAAAAGAAGAGAGAGAAAGCCACGCAGAGGAAGUAGAGAGAGAAAGUGAUCAGGUGAAGGAAGAGAGAGAAAGCUCAGUGUUGCCGGACUGCUUGCUGCUGAUGAUGUGCGAGCCCAAGCUGUCAAUGGAGGUCUCCAAGGAGACGUGGGUCUGCAGUACGGACUUCAUCAGAUGGUUACCACCAGAAAGACAAGUCAAACCAAAAGACGGUGGUGAUGAGCCAAAGAAGAAGAGGGACAGCAUUGACUCCAAUCCUGCGCUUCCCACUCGCCCUGCGCGAGAACAGCCGCUCCAGCAGCCGCCGCGGUCGUCUUGCUCCUUUCCGUUGCCGGUCACCGGCGUGUCCAUGGGGACGGCGAUAGAGCAGAAGCUGGUUAGCGCCGUGGGGUACGAGCCGUUCGCGCUCAAACGUUGCAAGUCGGAGCCGAUGAGAACGGCGGCUAAGCUCGCACCAGAUGCCUGUUUCUGGAAGAACAGGAAGCUUGAGCCUCACCGUGGUGCCACAGUUGGGGUCGGCGCGGCUGGGGUCGGGUUCUGACCCGACCCGGUAAGAGGGUAUCAUAAUAUGUAGUCUCUAGUGUUGCACAGUGCUUAUACUGUUUUGGCUUGUUAAUAUAUUUUCAUUUUUACGAUUUA
Molecule: messenger RNA, 2361 nt
Organism: Cornus florida
Lineage: Eukaryota; Viridiplantae; Streptophyta; Magnoliopsida; Cornales; Cornaceae
Exons: 1
Coding region: 77-2263 (728 amino acids)
Source: RefSeq, a predicted model, not a curated record